Molecule: messenger RNA, 3280 nt
Organism: Pteropus alecto (black flying fox)
Lineage: Eukaryota; Metazoa; Chordata; Mammalia; Chiroptera; Pteropodidae
Gene: CAVIN4
Product: caveolae associated protein 4
Exons: 2
Coding region: 461-1642 (393 amino acids)
Biological process (GO): regulation of gene expression
Cellular component (GO): caveola; cytoplasm
Source: RefSeq, a predicted model, not a curated record
UAUGUCAGUGCAUUUAAUAUAUGAAAUUAAUAGAAAAAGCAGAUUUUGGUUCAAAAAUCCCCUUUGCUUUUACAAAUACUGCUGGAAAUUAUCUAAAGACAGAAACUUCACCCAACAUUUGGAGUUUGCAGUUUUGGUCAUUUGGCUUCUAUGCUUAAUGUUAGUAACAUGGUGGCUUUAGUGAACUUUUUUGAAAAAAGCUUUCCUCUUCCAUACACGCAGUCUUAUUUGAGUCCCUUAGUCAGUCAGUAAGCAUGUUUGGAACAGUCCCCAGUGCUUUGCAAGGGUUCAUGUUGCAGAACAGUCACGUAUGGGUAUUUGUAGUUAUAAAUACUUGACCAGUCUCCAGGGGUGGGGCUUCCAGCUCUUUAAACAACCCUGUCACCUGUUUAAGCUAACUUUUUGCUCCAAGUGCCAGCAUUGAUCGUGGUAGGCCACCUUUCACUGAGAAAUAAAUAAAAUGGAACAUAACGGGUCUGCUUCAAAUGCUGAUAAGAUCCACCAGAAUCGCCUGUCAAGUGUAACAGAUGAUGAAGACCAAGACGCUGCCCUUACCAUUGUGACUGUGCUGGACAAAGUUGCCGCCAUUGUGGACAGCGUGCAGGCGAGCCAGAAGAGAAUAGAGGAGAGACACAGGGGAAUGGAAAAUGCCAUCAAAUCUGUCCAGAUCGACCUGUUGAAGUUUUCACAGUCACACAGCAAUACAAGCUAUGUCAUUAACAAGUUGUUUGAAAAAACCCGAAAAGUCAGCGCUCACAUCAAAGACGUGAAGGCCCGGGUGGAGAAGCAGCAAGUUCACGUUCAAAAAGUUGAAACGAAGCAAGAGGAGAUAAUGAAGAAGAACAAAUUUCGUGUGGUGAUCUUCCAGGAGGAGAUUCGGUGUCCGACAUCCCUGUCUAUUGUUAAAGACAAAAACUUAACUGAGAAUCAAGAGGAGGAAGAGGAGGAGAUCUUUGAUCCCCCAAUAGAUCUGUCUUCGGAUGAAGAAUAUUACGUUGAAGAAAGCAAAUCUUCCAGGCUUAGAAAGUCAGGCAAGGAGCGCAUUGAUAAUAUCAAAAAGGCAUUUUCCAAAGAAAACAUGCAGAAGACUCGGCAGAAUUUUGACAAGAAAGUCAACAGAAUUAGAACUAGAAUAGUGACCCCGGAGAGGAGAGAGAGGCUAAGGCAGUCAGGAGAGAGGUUGAGGCAGUCAGGAGAGAGGUUGAGGCAGUCAGGAGAGAGGUUGAGGCAGACGGGGGGAGAGAGGCUCAAACAGUCUGGGGAGAGGCUCAAACAGUCAGGGGAGAGGCUCAAACAGUCAGGGGAGAGAUUUAAGAAAUCUAUCUCUAAUGCCGCUCCCUCGAGGGAAGCUUUUAAGAUGCCUGGCCUUCGGAAAGCUAAGGACGGAACUGUGGCUGAAGGUCCUGAAGAGGUCAGGGAGAUGGGUGUGGACAUCAUUUCCAGGAGUGAGUCUCUGGGCCCUGUCGGUGAGCUCUACACUGAGGAGCUCAGUGAGACAGACCCCAAGGAGGCCAGGGUAGCGUAUCCUCCCCAAGAAGGAGGGGAGAUCCCAACCCCUGAGCCUUUAAAAGUUACUUUUAAACCCCACGUGAAAGUAGAUGAUGACGAAUCUCUUUUGCUAGAUUUAAAGCAGUCAUCCUAAAGAGAAAUGAAGUAUGUUUUAAGUGUAAACUUCUUUAAUUACACGAUUCUAGUUUAAAUAGUAUAGUACAUUUACAUUUAUAUGCCAUAUAGGAAUAAUAAAUGGUAUGACCUUUUCAUUUCUUAGUUUAAAAUCUAAACAGUAAUACAAAUAUUACCUACAUCUCCUGGUAAUUUCCUUGGGAAUUCUUUUUUUUUCCCCCAGACUUAUAGGAAUCUACCAGCUUUCUCUCACGUCACUCUCAUGGCAACUGUGGGUUUUUAAGUUCCUUUCUCUCACCCACCAGAAAAAUAGUUGCCCAGUGAGGGCCAGUUAGGUGCUUAGUCGUCUAAAACAAGUGGAGGGCCAAUUUAUGGUCAUCGUUUGCAAGUGAUCUCUCAAUUUCGGUAGAGAUUAAUGUGGCCGACCUCCAGCGGUAAAAACUCAUGUGUGGAUUAUUCCAUUCAUAUGUUCAAAAUCAACAGGUUCGUUAAUCAUUGAGGACCCACACACCUUUUUGAUGCUUUUGCAUAAAAAAUAUGGAAGUUCUGGACUUGAGCAUUUGGUUCUGGUAUCAACAGCUUUACUUAGAACCAGCCAACUUGGCAAGUGGUCGGCUAAGAAGCUCAUCAGCAGCAUGGAGAGGGUUUGCCUGUGCCGCCCAUCUCGGGACUCUUGUGAGGGUUGAAGGAAGCGCUGUACGUUCUGGGGGAACAUAAAACGCAUCCAGAGAAAACACGCCCCACUCGUUCUUUAACACUAAAAUCAAAAUAAUUACACGGCCCCGAGCACCAAGUGGUGAGGGCCUCGGUUGGAUGGAAGCGAAAGUUGGUCUUUAGAAGCCUUUUCACAGAAUCAGGAAUAAAAAAUACAUGUUUGGGAGACAUCUUUUUUUUUGUCAAAGACUAAAACCACACCUUAGAUUUUAAGUUGGGUUUAAUAUUAAAGGCUUCCUGGAAAAUCCUUUUUUAAUUUUCUUUGGAUUGAGACCUAUCUAAAUUCAAAAUGUACUGCUGUGAAGCAUAAAACUGUAAUUAUAUCUUCAAGAGGCCUUUCGAAAGUCAGCCCUAGUGGAGUGGGUUUGGGGAUAACCUCAGAUAUUUCUGUUUUACAGAAUGAACUCCUCAGGGUGCAUCUAUCCGAAAUAGUGUUCAUAGGAGUUCAUCGUAGCUUCUUUGGGAGGAAGCCAGAUUCCACUCUUAGCUUUAGAUCUAGCUAAUCCGAAGUAGAUAUUACUGAAGAAAGAAACAGUCAUACUGGUUCAGCACUUCUGGUAAUGUUUAAAUCAGAAGGUUUGGUAAUAGAGAAGAAAUGAUAAAAUUGUGAAAUUUGAAGGGUUCGGGCAACAAUAAGAGCUCAGAUCAGUUUUAGAUGCUCACAUAGUAGUUAAUUAUAAUAAAGGUAUGCACACACAGACACAGUGACAGACACACAACAAAUCAACUUUAAAAUAUUUGAUUCAAUUACCCAGAUAUUGGGGUUGGGAGUUUGAUUUGCCAUUUCUUUUUCACUCUUUGAGAAUACAUAAAAUCACAAAUUGUUCUCAUGUUUUUAUAUUGAAAAUGAAAGUGUAUACAACAUUGAACAGUACUUUGAAAUGGAUAAUUUAAAAAAUGUCAUCAUUUAAAAAGAGCUUGGAUGCCUAAUUCCAUAGUUCCU